Molecule: messenger RNA, 18665 nt
Organism: Lymnaea stagnalis (great pond snail)
Lineage: Eukaryota; Metazoa; Mollusca; Gastropoda; Lymnaeidae
Source: the annotation of a GenBank genome assembly
AGGUUGCCCAUCAAAGGGUUAGCUAAUUGCUGAUGGUUCAGCAUUAAGAAGUGUAGCCAUCUGUGGCAUGGACAGGUAUGAAAACCUGGGACUUGUAGGGGAGGGAAGCUAUGGGAUGGUACUCAAAUGUCGCCAUAAAGAAACUGGACAAUUAGUGGCUAUCAAGAAAUUUCUUGAGUCGGAAGAUGAUAAAGUGGUCCAGAAGAUUGCUUUAAGAGAGGUCAAAAUGUUAAAAGUAAGUUGUUUUUUAUGGUUGGUUUUGUAAUUUAAAAAUAAUUUAUAUCUGCUUCUACUUUUAAUUGCCAGUAUGACUUCAGUUUCAGAAUAAAUAUUAUUUUUGAGGAGAAGCAAGUAACAAAGUUAAUGUUUUAGCUUUUUUUUUAUCAUUAUUCAUUGUGGUAGUAAAAUGAGCAACUCACAACAUUAUUAACUCUGUAUAAGUUAAUUUUUUUUGUCUAUUUAUGAUUGCAGUAUGAUCAUGAUAAUUUAAGCUAUUUAUAUUGAUCAAAUGUACUACUUAAUUAUUUUUCAUGCAACUUGUUUUUCAGCAACUCCAACAUGACAAUCUUGUAAACCUUAUUGAGACUUUCCGUAGGAGAAAACGUCUUUAUCUGGUGUUUGAAUUUGUUGACCAUACCAUCUUAGAUGAAUUGGAGAAAUGUCCGAAUGGCCUUGAUGAAAAUUCAUGCCGUAAAAUAUUGUGGCAGGUUCUCAAAGGGACAGAAUUUUGUCAUUCUCAUAACGUAGGUUGUUUUUAUUUUUUUGGUGGCUGUUCAUCAAAACACAUUUAUCUCCUUUAUGCUAAAUGAAUUGUGUUUUUUCAUGGUGUGUAAUAUAAUAAUUAACUCUGAGCAGGUUUGUUAAAGUACAAAUUUACACCAAAGACUUUCUUCUUCAUAAGUGAUGAUUUCUAAUAAAUCUCUAAUUAACAAUUUUUGUGUUUGUAUCAAAUUAUUCAAGAAAAAAUAUGGAGUUUGGAAUUUAUUUAUUUUGUUAAUUAACCGCUUGAAAUUUGAGUUGAAAACAAUCAGAUUUGUUAUUUAGGUUUAUCAUAUUCACUUGUACAUAUGGAGGCUAAUGAGAAUAAUUUAGGAAAUAAACUACCACUUAGAAAACUUAAUCCAGCUUCAAUUAAUAAAUUUCAUCAUUAUAAUUUCUAGAUAUAUAACCCCCCCCCCCCCAUCCUAUGCCUGACAUCCCAAAUGUGUCACAAAAAGUUAGACACCCUUGUCACAAAUCAUCAGAAAAUAUGACACCCCCUCCCCUGUGGAUGUGUGACAUUAUUUAUGAAUGACCACAUUAACUGUAUACAUAAAUUAAAAUCUUAAAUAGAUUUAACUUGGACUAUAUUUAACAUCAAAUUUUCCAAGGGACAAGUAAGCACUGCAUUGAACAAGAAUGGAAUCCUUAUUCUCCUUAGUGAAUAACACACAUUAGAACAACCUAUCCAUAAGUAUAAAUCUAAUACAUAAAUAAGGUUGUUGUUUUUUUUAAUUUCAUUCUUUUUUGAAAUUUCCAACUUCACAUUUUGUUACAGAUCAUUCACAGAGACAUCAAGCCAGAAAAUAUACUGAUAAGUAAGAGUGGUAUAAUCAAAAUUUGUGACUUUGGAUUUGCUAGAACCUUAGCACAACCUGGUGAGACGUACACAGAUUAUGUUGCUACUAGAUGGUACAGGGCCCCAGAGCUUUUGGUUGGAGACACCAAAUAUGGCAGGUAAGUACCACAAUGCUGAUCCUAAAACUGGUGCAAAUCAGGCCUCCAUAAAUAUAUGACUUUUAAAAAAGAAUUAUGACAUUUUGACAAUGUAAUUUUAUGAUUGAAUAUGUUACUCAUGAGAAUGUCAGUUUACUUUUGAAUUUGUCACUCUAGCAGUGUAACAUAGUGUUUUGAAGCAUAGAGGAUUUUCCGCACAGUAAAUUUGAUUUCUUCACUACAAUUUGAACUCAUAAAAAUUAUUUUUAUAAAACUAGAUAAAAACCCAUGUAAAUCCCAUUUUUCCCCCAGAGCUGUUGACAUUUGGGCCAUUGGGUGCUUGUUAUAUGAAAUUAUAACAGGAGAACCACUCUUUCCAGGAGAUUCUGACAUAGACCAGCUGUAUCAUAUAAUCAGGUGUUUUGGUCAGUUAAACAAAUCUUUUAUUGAACUUAAUAACUAAAACUGUGUUCUGAGAAACUUAUAAUUAACUACUUUGAAACAAGACAUAAAUUCAACAGAUUUUUAAAUUUUUUGCUGCAUGUCAUAUAUUUGUUUUUAAAUUUUUUAAUUGUCUCCAGAUGUGAGGCAGUGUAAAUAUAAAAAUAUCAGUCAGGAUAUGGUAGAUAUUUGAAGAAUAUUUAUUUUUUUAUAGCCCAACUGUUAUUCACAUCCCAAAUAAUGAUGAUAUCAUUUUAACAAUUCACUUCUUUUUUAUUUUAAUUUUUCAAGGAAAUUUGCCACAAAGGCACAAAGAAGUUUUCCAUCGUAACCCACUUUUUGUAGGCAUGCGGCUGCCAGAGGUGCGGGAUAUUAUUCCCUUAGAGAAGAAGAUAACCAAAGUCUCUCCUGAUUCUCUAAAUUUUAUGAAGGUAUUGAAUAUUUUAUUUCUUUUAUUAUCUUUUAAGUUCCCAUUAAAAGUUUAUUUAAAGGUAUUCCAACAUACCCUCCAUGUAUUGUCUUCAGAUGGGAAAAAAGCUAGGUGACCUUCUGGUUCACAGUCACCUUUCAUUUGACCCAUCUUAUGUUGGAACUAAACCAUGCUCAAGAAGCCUUUGUAGGUCUUGUCCCUAUACACUCCAAACCAAAAUUAUUAGCCUUCCUAAAAGUACUUUUACCAUCAAACAAAGAGUGCUUUACUUGUGUAAGUCGAAAUGUGAUAUAUGGGAUUGUGUGCCAUAGAUACCACUCCUGAUAUAUAUAGGCGAAACUGAUAGAAGAUUAUCAGAUUGAUUCACUGAAAAUCUUCUUGAUAUUGAACAGGCUAGACUUUCGCUAGUCUCAGGGGUGUAGCUAGCGUUGGUGUCACCCGGUGUGGUAAACUCAUGGUGUCACCCCUGCCCCCCGACUUCCAUGAUGGAUUUCUUAUUGUUAAAAGAAGUUCACAUUAUAACAAUGACAAGAACAAAAACAAAAUAAUUGAAGUUCAGAUGGUAAAUGUAUUUAAGAAUUGUAACAGCGCUAUGUUAUUUUCCUUUCCUGGUCUUCAAAGUUGUAAACCUGUCAAUCACUUGAUCAAAAUCAAUAUCCUUCACCGUUUCACUUUCAAUUGAAAGUAGAGCUAGAUCAGAGCUACUUCCUUUAUCGCUAAUGAUCUGAUCUUGAGUUCAAAAUGAAAGUGAUGAAUACACUCCAGCAUCUCCCUAUGGUUUUCUUCUUGCAGAGAGAGUCCAGUAUCUAUUAAUUUUUCUCCUGUCAUUCUCUUCUUAACCCUUAAUCUUCUCCCUACCAAAAUUCUAUACUAGUCUAAUUUUAAAAGUGCCUUUUCAAUAGCAUGUUCCACCAAGUGGCAGCGCUUCUCAUGCAGAAACAAUCUAAAGGCCUUUUUUGUUCUUCACCACUUUGUCAAGAGUAAAGCUUUAGUUUCCAGAUACUGCUGUGUAAGAUUAACUUCCUCACAUAGAUCAGCUCAAAGGUAAAUGUAGCAGAUAAACAUGAAAUCAAAGAUAGCAUGUAAAAGAACUUGUGCUGUAUGACAAUCAUGCUCAAAUGUUAAGGGGUGGUGCAGUGACGAAUCUGUGACAAUAUUUAUUUUGAGUAUUUCUGGGUUUUGGUAUAUUUGGUUUCAAAAACCUUAUUUCUUUUAAAUUUUAAAUUAAUUUAAAUCAAUUAUCAAAAGAUAGAAAAUCUUUUAAAUAUAAUUUUGUUAACCCUAUAAAUGGGCAAAAGUCAUUUUUUUUUAUGUUUUUAAUUUUUACAGAUUUGAUUCAUGUGCUUAGAAUAGCCCGACCACAUCGUAUUUGGUAUCAAUGGAAAGCUUUAUUUCUCAGAAUUUAGAUAAAUUUAGCUACCUGUCACUCACAAAAGUUACUGAAAAGUCAAUCGGUGUUGAAUCAUUGUCAAAAUGGUGUUUUUCUUACCUAAUCAUAGGGUCACCUCAUUUCUGACGCACCACUAUAAUUAAAGCAAGCAUUUGGAUUGAUUACAUGUGUGGAAAAUUCACAUAUGAUCAGUUAUCCUUUAAUGAAAUUCAGUUAAACCAAGCAGUGUAUGCUCUGUAAAUAAUAUGCUGUUUUUUUAAAUUUGGUGUCACCCCUGAGAUGGUGUCACGCAUUGCGGUCCGCACCCCCAGCACACCCCUAGCUAGCCCACUCCCCUGUCUCAUCCCAUUUCAAUGAAGAUAAAUAUAAAGGGACAUUAAAAAUAUCCAUCAUUGCCCUGAUUUCCUGUACCAAGACACCAGAGAGAGUUAGAAGGGAAAACAAAUUAAUUUAGCUUUUUGCCACAAUAUCAACAUAUGGAAUUAAUCCAAUACUCUCCUACUAAUGACUUGCUAUUUCCCUGCAUUUUUUUCUUUUCUCAUUUUUUAUAUUUCUUAAAAAUAUUUUUUUGGUUAAGAUUCAGAUCUUUUUUUUUUCACAGCAACAUUUCAUAAAUUCUUUCACUUCCUGUAAUCUUGGUAUCGGAAAAUCCAAAUUCUGGCAAUAGCAAUGGCAAUCACUUAAGUUUUUAACUUGUUUUUAUUUUUGUCAUAUUUUAUUUUGGGCUGUCUGCUGAGGAAGGCCCUUAGCUAAAAAGUGUUUUACCUUAUUGUCUUGUCUUUGAAUUUAAGCUUUCACAUAUUUUGUUCUUCUAUUUCCUGAAUUUACCAAAUGUUGCAAAAAAUCAUUGAAAGGCUAUCACUAAUCAUUUAAUUGUUUUAUGUCUUUUUGCUUUUAGCAAUGCUUACAAUUAGACCCAGAGAAGAGGCCAACUUGCACACAGCUUCUGAAACAUAAUUUAUUCCUUAAAGAUGGCUUUGGAGCCCGAUUUAUUGUUGAAUUGAGACAAAAAAUCUACCACGAAAAUGUAGCCAAUGAGCUCCCGAAGUCAUCACCCAGCACAAUCAAGGCAGAUCAGGAAAAGACAACUGAAGAGGAUGAAAAUGAAAACAGCAAAGUGUUUAAAGUGAUAGCAAAGAAAAAGAAGAAGCCUGAGCCAAAAAAGGUUAUAUUGUUUUUUUUUAGAUAAUAGAUAACUAUAGACUUUAAAAAUGGAUAGUCUAUAUCUCAAGCUAAUAAUUAUAAUGGUCCUCUGAUCUUUAAUAAUUUCAAACAUAAAUUGAGUUAAUUUUAACUAUAUAAUAAUGGAAACAUUGUCAGGCAAGUAAACUCUUCAGAUUAAAAAAAUAUGUAGCAUGUCAACGAGUUCUGGUAACAGAAUUAAUAAAUAAUUUUUAAAAAUUGUAUUAAUUUUUACCAUUGCUUAGGAUGAAACAAAAAGUGAUGAAAAGACUCUCAAGAAGAUACUCGAUACAGAAAAUAAAUCUUACUCUAAAGAGAGUUCACUGAAGCCCACAGCUGCCACGCCAGUAAUCAGCUUCAUCAAUCAACCAAUGACUCUACCUCCUGCAGCAAAUAGCGCCACAUUUUUAAGUGCAAAUCUCUCACAAAACAAUGCCAAUGAAGGAGAGUUUUUUACAGAAAAAGACAACAGGGACAGGGAUAAAGAUGCCAGGGAUCAUAUCACUCAGGCCCACCACCUGACUCCAAGCAACAUUCCACCGAUUACAACAAACACUCAAACCCGGUAAGAAAUUGUAACAUUCAAUUUUUUUUUUAAAAUUAUGUGCAAAUUUUGCUUGUUAUCCAAAUACAUAGUACCUUACUUUACAGUACAAUUUUUUUACAUUGAUUUUGUAUUACAUGUUGCUAUUGUUAUUUUUAAUUGCUAAAUAUUUUUUUUUAAAUUGUUUUUCCUGAUAAAAAAUGAAGAAAUGUUUUUAGAAUUUAAAAAAUAUUAUGAUUUCAAAUAUUAAAUUUAUCUAUUUCUAAGUUACAGCAAAUAUUUUAUUUCAUGUGAAUUAUUAUUUCUUUAUCUAGGGAACAUUCACAUGAAGAAUUUAUGUGUACUAUUGACACUAAUUAUUGGUGUCUUUAAGCUGAAAUGUCACCUAAACCUUAGUAAUAAUUCUUUUUAUUGAGAUUCUCUAAUUUCUUGCUUUGACCACUCCAGCAUCAGAGAUUAUUUGGUUUACUUUUUUCAGAGCUCCUGUGUUGAGAACUUUUUUAAGGUGAUUUGCUUUAUUCCUAUAAUCAUUUAUGAAAACAAAAAUGUGUAACUUCUCAGACAUCUUUGAGGAACAUUGAGAGGCUUUGAAAUAUGAAUUGUUAUUUAUUUAUUUUUUUGCCUUCCAAUUUAAAGAAAUAGAGAGCUUACCACUUUAGUAACAACAAAAAUUUUCUCCUCAGAGUUUACUGUACUAUCAGUCUAUGAGAAUUCAAAAUAAAAUUAAUGAUUAUAAAAUUAGCCUUAAUUUAAAAAGAUUUUGGCUGGAAGUCUCACCACUCACCUUCAACUGUCCUAAAACUAUUUAUUAGAGCUAAUGAUCACAAGCCAUUAAAAGGAUACAGAAAUGAGCUGCUGUUAAUUUAUUAAUACUUUUUUUAACAAAAAGUAACUAAAAAAUUGUUUUUUCUGUGAAGAAAAGUUAUUUAUUGGACCACUAUAAAUGUGGGAAUGUCCUCAAUUAAUUUUAUUUGAUCUUCUUAUGAGCCAAAAAGGGUUUACGACAAUAUUGAACAUAUCUGAAUGUUCCUAAAACAAGUCAAAUAAUUCAGUUGUAAUCAGACUUUUAAUAUUGAAUAUUUUCACUGGCCAUACACACACAGCACAAGUUCACAUAACAUGCAUCAUUGUUUUUUUAAAUUCUAAAGCUCACUCACGAAGUAAUAUAGUUCUAUGUGGAAGGAUAGCUUUAUAAAACUAUUAGUUGUUUGGUUUUUUUUUAAUGUUGGUAUGUAUUUUGUCUAAAGAUAAUGCCUCAUUUGAAAAAAAAAAAAUUACAUUAACAAAUGUUUUCAUUUAAUGCUUAAAUAAAGUAUUACAACAUAUUUGUUCCUGAAUACAGUGUUACUAAUAAUUAUUGCUAAAAAGUCUCAGCGCUCCCACAAUAAUUUAAAUAACAGAUUCUACAUAAAUUCUAAUUUAUAAUAAAUUACUUACCUAAAAGCCUUUUGAUUCCAAUACUACAGUGUGAUUAAAUAUCUCUUUUUGCCUAACCAUUUCCCUAAAUUAUAUUAGUUUAUCUAAAUUGUUUUUACAUAUUUUGAUAAAGCUAAAAAUCAUAUCUCUUUGAGAUGGAUUUAACAUUAAAGAUUGCUAUUUUUUUUGCAUAAGAAAAUCAAUAGAUGCAUUAAAUUUAUAUUAAUUCAAAAUUUCUGUGAUUUAUUUUGACAUUUUUGGAAAUUAACAUUACAAUUGACCAGAAGUUAAACAAAUUUCAUACUUGUCAAAUCCUUAACAUUGUUGACCUAAAUAGCCAUGAGGAUUUUAAAUUUCUCUUUUUUUCACAUGAAAAUAAAGUUUUCAUGUUAGACAACAGUGGCAAAUGUUUUGUACUAAAAACUUUUUACCUUUUCUUUCAGGAUUGCAAGUAAUUUUUUAAAUUAAUUUCGCAGGCUUAAUUUAGAUUUUUUAUUUUCAUUUCUUUUUACAUUACUCAAAACAACUAAUGGGAAAACAUAACUCAUUUGUGGAUAUUGGGUCUUCAUAUAUUUUAUUUUUACAAAUGAAUAUUUAUAAACAAAACACCUCACAUCUGAAAGUUCUAAUAAUUAAGCUAUGAAACCUUAGGAGGGUAACCUUUUAUUAAUUUAUUUACAAAAUAGACCCUUUGGAAACAUAAAGAGUGAUCUCAGUACCUCUUGCAUUACCUGAGAGUACCACGGAAGCCCUUUCUUUGAAAGUUGUUCAACAUCUCCUGCAAUUUCAUAUGGUUUUAUUCUAGGGUGUCAAAGGGAUGCAUCUUUAACUCAAAUUUCAUUUUGGGAAACCAAAUUUUAUCCCCCAUGAUGAUCCUAGAAUUAUAUUUGGAUAGUUGGGCCUCUCUUAAAGCUUGAGAUACAUAUCAUGCAAUGACUACUUUUGAUCGAUUUUUCAGAGCGAGCGAAAAACUUUGCAGUAUCGCAAUGCAUUACUAUGUUCUCGGUGAGGUUCUCUUGUCAGACCAGAAAAACAAUCAAGCCAAAUGACUGUGGUCCUAGAGUGUUUGAGAAUCACUGCUGGUCAUCUACAGCAUCCUGGUCUUUUUCAGUCAUUUUGACUAAGUCUUGCCAUUGGAUCAAAUAGGCAAGGAUCAGAGAGUGACGCUGAUGAAUUGAGCAACUCUCUCUCACUUUAAACAAAAUACAGCUCAAUUCAAGGUUACUACUCAAGUUGAAAAUUGCCUCAUCUAUAUGGAUAAAGGACAAACAAUAUAACAGACUGUUUAACUGUGAUCCUUAUUGAUACAUUUUCUAAAAAAUUAUUGAUGUUUUGCUGGUGAUCAGUCACCCUGAACAUUUGUCAUCUUCAAACAGCACUUGGUCAACCCUUAAAAACAUUCAUACCAUAUACAAAUCUAUGCUUGACUAAAAAAAUUCAUCAAACCUUGAUGCAGCAUUUAUAAGGUCUUGUUUGCAGAUUUGCUCAGUUUUACAUUAAACCAGAUGAGAGAUGUUGUUACAAAUUAUCAGCCAUCUUAACAUUGGUUAGCAGUUGUAACACUGGGAUUUAAAAAAUAUAUUCAACAACUAUUUACUUUUAGACAUAGUAAUGCAACCCUGCAGUGAUCUUCAGUUUCAAAAUUGUAUUGGCUGAAGAGUGCAACUGUAGCAAAUGCAGCCUCAAAAAUUUCUCAUGAAUGUGUAUUUCUAUAAGAUAUGAAUUUAUGAAAUUUUAAAUUUGAUGACAGACAUGGAUACUUUAGGAAGGAAAAAACUAUUCAAUUAUUUCAGUUAAAAAUAACUAGAUUAUAAUAUUAACAUGUAUUUUUCAUUUCCAAUAGUAGUCUUUUCAAAAUCCCUUGUUACUAAAUGACAUUGCUUCUAUUUUGUUAGUUAAAAAAUCUCUUCCUUCUCUUGAUUUGUUUUCCAUCAGUAACCCUGCAGGGAUGUAUAUGGUAUAUAUAUUUUGUCAUGCAUACUUAUAUUUUGUAAAUAUUUUAUUAUUUUUACAUCUUAAUAAUCUCGUAUACAAAUAAUUUGAUUUCCUUUAUUACCUAGUUUAUGUAGCUAUUAUUUAGCAUCUUGACCAUAGUUCGUAGUGGACCAUAAAGUAGUUGUCCAGUUGCUUGGUCUCACAACUUAGCUAGUAAAAGUAGGACUGCUAAACGAGUCUAUUUAUGUGCAUAAUUUUGUCCCUUUCAUCAAUAGAUUUUAUAUUGUUUUACAUAUCAGAUUUUUCUAUCUUUAAAAAUCUCCACCAAAACUUUUUAAUGGGCAUUACACUUAUUUUACUUUUUCAAAGUAUUGUCCCCUUUUACUAUAAUCAAGCCUGUAAUUUUCUAUAGAUGAAUAGCAUUAAAAUAAAUAUUGUUGCUUUAUGGGACAGAAAUUUUUUUAUUAAAGUAAGAUGGCCAAAAUAAAAAUUUAAGGGAAGGAUUUCAUGUCAAUGGAUCUAAAGUUUUAUUAUGAGACAAUCCAUUUUUUUAAGUACUGUAUUUCUAUAAGUACUAUAUUCACUUAUUUUAAAAAAAAGAUGAAAUAAUCCUGAAAAUUAAACAUAAAUUUUGUUUUAAAUUUUAAAGUAAUAAAAAUAAUUUCAGACGUAGACAAAAAUAGACCCACAUUUUUUUAAAUUUUAAAUCCCAAACUGUGUACUGUGCACUACUUUUAUCAAUUCCAUGAAACUUUUAUUGAUAUAAACUCUGUAAUAGUCAGGAGAACUCUUGACUUUCUUUUUUAAUUGAGUCUAUUACUCUGUGUACCAAUAUUUUAAGUCUACCCAUAUAUUUUAAAGAUGAAAAAUAAGGAGAUCAUAACUGUUUUAACGGUAAGACAUUCUUUAAUAUUUUGUCAGAGCUCAAAGCAAUAUACCUAAGGUCUGUGCAAUUAUAAUAACUUAAAAUAUGUAUAUUUUUGCUGGUAGGCAACACUUUUUCAUAACAAGUUAAAUUGAUUUUAAAAAAAUAAAAGAUUUUAUUUUUAUCAGAACAAGAUUUUAUAACAUGUAAUAUUGACAGGUCCAAGAACUUAUGGGCUAUUACUCUAAAAAAAGAUAUGUGUCUUUUGCUGUUGAUGACCCAGCAAUUUUUUGAUUACAUGCAUCUUCAGUUUCGUUAUUAAACAUCUAGUUUCUUUUGUUUAACUAUUUGUAGUCCUGCAAUAGCAAAGGUGAAAACUGAUGAGAAGUGGUCCCCCCGUAAUCCACUUGGCAAUCGAACUUCAACGUUCAGGUAAAACUUAUUCCACAUAAAAUGGGUAUUUUGAGUUGUAACACAAACAUUUUACUUGUGAUUAUGGGGUUUAUUUUUUUUUCUAUUCAUAGUACAAAUGUAAGAAAAACUCAAGCAAUUGGUGGAACCUACAUAUAGCUGGAUGUUUUUUUUAUACCCUACAUCCACACCCUACCCCCCAUACUUUAAUCCACACUCUCCACUCCACACUCUACCAUGGACGUCAUUUGGGCAGUGAAGGGUGGGACAUCCCCCCCCCCACCCCCGAAUUAGCCUCCAAUAAUAAACAACUAAAGAAACUGAACAAGUUUUGGUUUUGCCCCUAUUUUUUUUUUAUACCCCACCUCCCCCCCCUCCCCCCCAUACUUUAAUCCACACUCCCCACUCCCCACUCUACCAUGGACGUCAUUUGGGCAGUGAAGGGUGGGACAUCCCCCCCCCCACCCCCGAAUUAGCCUCCAAUAAUAAACAACUAAAGAAACUGAACAAGUUUUGGUUUUGCCCCCCCCCCCUUUUUUUUCCUGAAAAAAACUGAAAAAUGACGCCCCUACAUCCCACACCAUACAUCCCAAACCCUACACCCCACCUCCUAAUCCCAAUACUCCACACCCUACAUCCACACCAGAGGCGUAGCGAGGGGGUGGCAGGGGGGGACAGAUGUCCCCGGGCGCCAGCUAGUUAGGGGCGCCAAAAUGUGCUUUGAUUUUAUUUUAUUGAUGAAAAUAAUGGGUUUGAGAGUUUAAAAAAAGAAAAAGGGGCGCUUUAAAAUGGAUCUUGUCCCCGGGAGCCAAACACCCUCGCUAUGCCUCUGAUCCACACCCUAUACCCCAUACCCAACAUCCUCACCAUACCCAACACCCCACACCCGACACUUACACCCUACAGCCCACACCCUUCAGCCCACAUCCUACACCCCACCUCCUAAUCCGAACACUCCAAACGACAAAAAGAGUUUUGAGGUUUAUAGUCCACUUAGCCGGAAAAAAAAUUACUUCAUUUUCUAUCUUGUCACUUCACUAAAAAUGAAAUAAAUAUAAUCACAAUAUUUAUAUGUAAAUCUUAACAGUCUCAUGUAGCAUAAGGACUAUUGAAAUAAAUCAAACAUUAAAUAGAAAUUAAAACAUUUUAACACAUAACGUAUUUUAUGGACUAUAAGAUGCACUAUGUUCUUUGAAAAAUUGCCUCCAAAAUUCAGGUGCGUCUGAUACUCGAAAUUAAUGUAAAAAUGUACAAUGUUUUAUUUAAAAUUCUAGCCAGUCUUUAAAAAAUUGCUUAAAAAUUAAGGUGAGUCUUAUAGUCUGUAGCGUCUUAUAGUCCGUAAAAUAUGGUAGUUCCUGUACAUGUAUUUAAGCGUUACUUCUUUGGGUUUUUAUUCUGUUACAGACUUUAGAUAUUCUGUUACAGACUUUAGAUAUUCUGUUACAGACUUUAGAUAUUCUGUUACAGACUUUAUAUAUGCUUAAACAAGUUUUAGGCAUAGUGCAUCAAACAUAGAAUGAAUAUAGUUUGAUGCUGGACAGUGACAUAGAAUGUAUAUAGUUUGAUGCUGGACAGUGACAUAGAAUGUAUAUAGUUUGAUGCUGGACAGUGACAUAGAAUGUAGAUAGUUUGAUGCUGGACAGUGACAUAGAAUGUAUAUAGUUUGAUGCGGGACAGUGACAUAGAAUGUAUAUAGUUUGAUGCUGGACAGUGACAUAGAAUGUAUAUAGUUUGAUGUUGGACAGUGACAUAGAAUGUAUAUUGUUUGAUGCUGGACAUGCAAAAAAAUAAGGCUUAAGCUCAACGGGCGAUCUUACGCCACGGUCAUUUCCUUUAAAAGAAAAACAAAGUUGCUGGGCCAAAUAAAAUAAAGACGAUGACAUUAUAAGAUACAAUAAGAUUUCAUGGUGUUCUAUCAUGAUUUUCAUCUUACUAUGUGGCCACAAAACAAAUUGCAAACAACCGAUUAAGUCAUAUUGGCGGACUGGCAAUGGUUUCCUGUCCCAGUGCGGUUCACACUGACACUACUUUACAAGAUUCAAUUUAUGAUGACUGAUGUAUUGCGAUCGGCAAUCUCGCUGUAGCUACACAAUUCAUUUGCCAGUCCAUUGAUUCCAACGUUAGGAAACAAUGUUUCAAGUAAACACCUCCGAAUAAUAUUUACAUUCACUUUUCCUUGAGAAUUAUUAUUAUUAUUAUUAUUAUUAUUUUGAACUAAAAAAAGGGUUUUCUUAAAAGCAUUAGUUGACUUUUAGGUGUAUUGCAAUGAAAAGUUGUUGUUUUUAAUUCUAUAUAUUACAUGCAAUAUUAUUAUUUUGUAUUUAAAAUAUCCCUCCUCAUUUUAAUUCUUUUCUUUUCUUUUUUUAAAGAGUCAAUGAGAAAGCAAGGAAGGUCACUCGCCUCCCUAAAAAGAGUCCAUCCAAAGUACCCCAGUAUCGGUACAGCUCCAUUACCUCACCUCAACCAAUCACAGUUGAGAAAAAUUCCAUCCAAGAAAAGUCCAGAAGCUCUGUUGAAAAGUUAAAUGAUGAAAGGCCAGGACUUAGUCUUCCUGAAGUCAAGGGAGCAGAUGGUAUAAAAAAAAUUUAAUCAUUGAAAACUUGUGGUUAUAUUUCUAUCUUUAUUUUUCAAGGAAAUUAUAUUUUUUCUUAUAUUCAGUGAUUUUUUUUUUUUUGAGAGAAAAAAAUAGUGCCUGAACUCUUAUUUGUUUGAUUUAAAAAAUAUACAUUAAGAUAACUUAAGUUAAAUUUCACCUAAAAUUGGUAAGCAAGGCCAUUAUAGUGUGUUCUGUUACAAAAAAAGUACUGCAAAUAAAUAUAUAAAUAUUUUCAACUGCUAAAAAAAAUGUUCCAAGCUACUUAAAAAAAGUAUUAUGCUUUUCAAAAUUUAAAUUUUCAUUUAAUGCUUAGUGAUAUGAUUUACCAAUUGUUUAUCGAGAGAGUAUUUUCUAUUUUUUUAAUUAACUGUUGAAAGAAACCCCAUUACAAAAAGAGAGAAUUUGGAGCAAUUUAAUGUGGGGGAAAGUUAGAUGUUAUGAAUAUUAUCUAUUUAUUAAUGGCUGAGACCAGUGGUUCCACAACUUCUUUUUUCAAUAGACUUCAAAAUUUUUUAUAACAAAUAUUUAUUUAAAAAAACAUAAUUAUAGCAUAGAAACACAAUAACUACAUAAAAACAUCAAAUAAAUUUAAGAGCGUCACAUCAGUCAUGAAAACCUAACAAAAACAAGAUAUAAAGUGUUAGAUUUAGAUUACAAAGUCCUCUGAUUAAAAUUUAAAAAAUACUGCAUGUUCAAAGCAAAUCUCCAAAGAAUUUAAAGCUUUUGUCCUGCUGCUUUUAUUUGCAAAUUAAAUAAGGCCAUUAGUUAAUGAAUUUUUUUUUUUUAAACUUAAUUUAUUUUAAUCUUCUUGUCGCACCUUUUGUCCUGCUUCAAUGCACCAUAUCACAACAUUUUUUGAAACCACUGGUCUAGAUUGUUGCUGUAUUUCCUUUGUAAGAAUGUAAUUGAUAAUGUAAACCACAAAAAUAAUUUUCUCUGGUAUUCAGCAGCCAGCACUAGAGCAAAGGACAAGCAGCAAAGUCCAUACAAAAAGUCCAGUGUCUCAAGUAUACCUCACAUCAGCAACAUGGAAACUUUAACAUCUAGUUCAUCACAGGUAAACGUAGAUUGGGGAGCCUGUAACAAAUUGUUCAUCACAGGUAAAUGUAGAUUGGGAAGCCUGUAACAUAUUGUUCAUCACAGAUGAACAUAGAUUGGGGAGCCUGUAACAUAUUGUUCGUCACAGGUAAACGUAGAUUGGGGAGCCUGUAACAUAUUGUUCAUCACAGGUAAACGUAGAUUGGGGAGCAUGUAGCAUAUUGUCCAUCAUUGUUGAAAAGUUUAUUACAGAACUUUUAAUCUAGAUCAGGAGUCUUAUGGCCCACGAAAAUACCGAAUAGUUGACCUAUGAGUCUAUAAUUAAGGUAAAAAAAUUUUGUAAAGAGGCUUGAAAGUCUGAGCUGUAUAUCAACUUUAAAAAAAAUUGUAUAGUUUAGAUGUGGCAUACUGAAUAAAACAUGGAUAUUUGGUCUAAGGCAGGGGUCUCAAACUCAAAUUAUCCGGGGGCUUUAGGAGGUAUAGUCUGAGUGAGCCUGGGCCACAUCAAGAAGUACACAAAAAAACGAUUACAAAUUCAAUAAAGUUCAACUGUUACAAUCUGCUCAACGUUUAUUAAUAACAAACAAAAACUAUAAAGGUUCUCAAGAACUAGGCUUCACUUUCCUCCUCCUACUCCUUAUUGCCAGAGACCUGGCAGCGCUUCUUCUUACACAGCAGAGCAACAUUUUGUUUGAGUGAAACCCAACUGAGGCAACUUCUUCAUUAAAGGAGAAGGGCUCAUCAAAAAGUUGAAUAGUGGCUCUGUGUGUUUUGAAGUCUUAAAACAUGUGAUCAAAUUCUUCCAGCUUUGCAAUGGCAUCAGUAUACCUAUUACUGAAUGGUGUGCCAGAAUCCAAGACCUAUAACACAAAUUGUGUGCAUAGUUCCCUGACAUUGUCAUAGGCAACACUGACAAGCUAACCCUAGUCUUGUAACAACUUGUUGUGUACAUUCAGCUACUGUGUAAUGUCAACAAGAAAAGCCAAGUCCAUGAGCAUUUGGAAUCAUUUAGUACAGGAACAACAUUUAGUCCAAUUUCUACAAUUAUAAUCAGCGUCCAAAUCUAUACAAACAUAAUAAAUAUCAGAAUUAGACUAGUCGUUAAAAUAUGACUGUAACCGUCGCAGAGGGUCAUAUUAUAGAUAUGAGAAUGGGGGGAACGUGCGACCCGCAUUAAUAAUAAACUUUGCUGUCAUGUAGUAGGCCGCAAAAUAUCGUCUUGCGGGCCGCAAAUGGCCAGCGGGCCGCGAGUUUGAGACCCCUGGUCAAAGGUUUCAUUUUGUUGGGGUACCUCAAAUAAUUUAAAUCAUGGAUAACCUACCCAAAUGGCUAUUCUGGCCAUUUUGAUCGCUUGUGAUCUCUUCUUUGCAGGCUGCAUUAUCUGCAGAUCUAAUAUAAAAAAAAUAAUUUUUAAUUAAUUUGUACAUAAUUAUUAUAAUUUUCUAAAUGAACGUAAUGAAACUCAAAAUUGCAAAAUUAAAUAAAACUAAAAAUAUUUAUUUUUAAUUAUUUCUCUUGCUUAAAAUUUAGAGAUCUAUUUCUGUGUGUCUUUUGCAAAUCUUCACUUACCGGUACUUUUUUAGCUUUCAAUAGAUGUAGAGAAUGGUAUUUUAAAUUUUGUGAAUUUCUUUUUUUUUUAAACAAAAACGUUUUAGGAGAAGUUUAUUAGUGAAACAUCCUGUGGACCACAAUAGUAAACACACCAGGCUAAGAGUUGGCCAUCCCGGUGUAAAUGCUGAAUAUUCUAUAUUCUUAGAACACCUCUUCUUAAUCUAUAUGUUUCAAGGCAAUAAAUUUAGUUCAAUUCUGUGUGCGGAGAAAGGAAAUUAUUGAAAAAUAUUUUUUUAUUUCUGGCACCGCCAUCCCCCCUCCUCCCCCAUGUUUUUAGGAAAAUAAAAAUUUUGACUUUUUGAAUGUUCCCCAGCUUGAUAAUAGCUUAACACAUGAGAAAGAAGUCAAUUCAACUCUGCCAAAUGUUUGAUGAACAAUGGCUUUAAACCAUCUUCUGGCUUAAUCAAGACUGGCUGUCUUAAAGCUUGCAGGAAAAAGUGAUAGAUUAUCCAUAGGCAUUUUUUUUUAUAGAAGAUAAACAAAUUUGUGUUUCUGGUCUGAAUUUUUGUCACAGCUGAGAUGAAUUAUUAAUAUUUUUUAUUAUUUUAACAUUUUUAUAAACAUUCAUUUGCUUACAAUAAAUAAAUCAGUUUUUGUGACGGAUCCAUAAAUAUGUCACUUCUAUAACCUGAUGAAUCACGUUAAUGCAUGGAAUGUUGGGGCAUGUUACAAUAAAUAUGCCACUUUACAGAUUUAUUGCGUGUUGUGAUCAUAGACAUAUCUGAGUGGCAAUAAGUAUGAUUAUUUUUCUUUUUUUGGUCUUGAAUUUGGGUGGAAAAAAAUUAGGUUAUUUUUAGAUUGUUUCAAGGUGUCGUCAAACUUCGAACAAAUCGAGCCUGUAUAAUGAUGGUUAGCUCAACUCCGUUCAGUUAUAAUUUUCCCACUCAAAGUUCUCCUUUAGGGAGAUCAUUCACUUGUUUAAAGCAUCCUGGACUUAUUAGAGCGCCUCGACCCAUUUGGUCAUCUUUACAUUAUCAUCACUUUUACAUAAGUAGAUCAUCAUUUAUUUCAGACUGAUCCUGUCUUGCCAGUCCCAUAUUUAAAGUUUAUCUGUUGAAGCAUUUAAUAGCCUACUGUCAUGGUUCAAUCAUGGCAUGAUGAAUAUAUAUAAAUAGAUUGAUAACAAAUGGAAUAUAAAUAUAUAAUAUAUGAUGCACAUACCGGGUAUUCUGAUAAAAGUAUCAACACAGUGCAAAUAGGCAGACUUUUUCACAAGAAGGGCUGUGAGAAAAUAACAUUCACUAGAAACUACCAUUGUUGCAAACAGGAACCAUGUUUAUAAUGUGGGUUUUCAUGGGCAGUGCCGGUGAUUGAUUUUUUUUGUAAAGCCACUGGAAUCUUCAAUAUGGGGAAAUAUGUAAAUGUAGCACAAAGAAAAACCGGGGAUAAAAUAUUGGUGCGGGCGUUCACUUUUUCCUAACCGUGAUUCUUCCUCAUUACGGGUAUGUUAUAUUUCAGUUAUGCUCCGCAGCUGGGCUUUCAAAAAUAUAAUUUUUUGGGGCAUCUCAUGUGAGAGUUCUAGUAACAACUUGGUGAACUAGCAAGAAGUACUUAUGUUGUUAUCUCAAGUCCUUAUUGCCAUCACAUACAAAUGGGGAAGACAAUUUUUGUUAGUUUUCACUGCUCCUCAAUCUCUGCUUUAUCGCAUGUUUUAAUGAAAACAGACACCAAUCAGAAUUUUAUCAUUACCAUAUCAAUCGUUAAAGGAUUUGAAGCAUCUAUUUUACCAGUAACUAAUCUCAAACCAAAUGUUGCUCAUAUCAGGGAAUUAGCAAGUGCAGAUUCUUGUGUUCUUAAUCUAAAUAUCAGUAUUUGUAGUGGUUUACUUUUUGAGGUUUGUUGCCUUUUAGCCUGUCUUUGAUUGGCUUUAUUGGCUAUAUAUUGCUUUAUCAAACCAUAUUGAAUGGAUAUUUAAAUCAUCCACAUUGAAUGGAUUAUUCAAACAUUUAAGAGCAUAGUAGUGAUUGAUUGCAGCACCUUGCAUUUAAAGAGACAUAUACUCAAAAUAACAUAUAUCUGUAUCAUAAAAUGUGAUAUUUAUAAUAUUUUUAUUUUUUAUUUUCCAUAAUGAAAGGUUAUGAAAAUGGGAUGCCAAUAAAUAGAUACCGUAUGUGCAGUAGCUAAUUUUAGCUAACAUAAUGAAAUAGCAAAAUGCAUCUCUUAUCUUUACUGUUGAUUUGAAUUAUGGUGAAAAAUAUCAUUGGUUGUUGAGUUUUUAAUCAGAAUAGAAUAGAUGCAUGUUCACUGAGGUAAAUACUUUAAAGUUAACAAGAUUUGAAAAAUAAACACCACAAAAAAAAAAAUAAGAAUCUUGUAAUUCAUUAAUAAAACUUCUUUAAUUUUUUUUAUGAGCUUAUAAUUUCAGUCAAUAUGAUUCAGUAAAUUAUAAAAAUAUGGCCAUACCCCUUUUUUUUUCUAUAACAAAUAAGGUGGCUUUAAUCAGAUAUGAGUGUACCAGGUAUCAAUAUCUAUAUUUCUAUAUUCUCUCUUUUGAACAGUUUAAUCAUCUUGUGAAAUUUAAACACUUCUUUUCUUUCCUUCCCCUUCUACAUGUUCUAAUGACCUAUUUAUUCCAGAUGUAUUUAUCCUAGGCUAAAAUAUUUAAAGGUUAAAAAGUUAUUACCUGGCUUGUAUUAUUGUUUCAAUGUUGCAAACAAUCAAGAUUUUAUUUAUUAUAAAAAAACAUGCAUUUUAAAAAGAAUUUUAAAACAAGAUGAGAAAGACUAUAGUCUAGUCUUAGAUUUAUUAUAAAAUAUACUGACCAAUGAGAGCUAAGAAAACAAGGGAAAUAACUUUCAAUUGAAAAUAUGGCUUUUGUGUGCAAUAAAUAACAAAAUAUUUUACUGUCACGUCUAGUAAAAUAAAAUAUUGAUAAAUGUACAUAUUUUUCCUAUGAUUAAUUGUGAAUAUUACCAUGUUAAGUUUGCAGUGAUAUCAUUGUUCUGUGUUUGUUCAUCUAUACCAGUAUUAUGUUCACUUUAAGACAGAGAACUAUAACUGUUAUAUGUUCUCUGCUUUAACUUUAAGAAUUUUCACACAGCCUUAAUUAAAAGAGUGCUUUUUAGCACUGAAAUCAUUUCUAUGUAAAAAAAAAAUUAUUAUUAAUUUUAU